Molecule: messenger RNA, 597 nt
Organism: Durusdinium trenchii
Lineage: Eukaryota; Dinophyceae; Suessiales; Symbiodiniaceae
Source: the annotation of a GenBank genome assembly
AUGCCCAGCUCGGUCCGUGUGGUCGGCUUGCCCCAGUGUGGGCUCUUCAUGGACCAGCCGGACUACCAGGGCCUUGAGUAUUUCACCCCGCUCUAUGCGCACAUCUUUGACAUGAUGGGAAUGAUUCGUUCGCCUUCCCUGGAUCCGGGUUGCUUAGACAAGUAUUCCGAGGAGCCCUGGCACUGCUUCAUGGCUCAGUAUGUGAUGCCCUUCGUCCAAACGCCCUACUUCGCUGUGAACUCCUUCUAUGACUCCUGGCAGUUCAAGGCGAUGUUGCGGCUGCCCGACUCCUGCAUUUGGUCACAGGAUUGCACAAUGAAGCAGGUCGAUAGCGAGCGGAACUUGAAAGACAUCAUGGUGAAGAAUGUGAGCCAAUCUGCGGGGUCUCACUCUUACUUCCUUUACAGCUGUGUCUCUCACUGCGGCUACCUCAACCACGAUGAUGGCUGGCGCCGGCUGGUGGUGAACGGGCAAAGCCUACGCGGCGCCAUCAGCGCGUGGUACUUCCAUGAGCGCAUCUUCCAGGGUGCACAAGUGCAGGAAAUGCCCGACGAGAACCCCACCUGCCACCCUUAUGGCAUCGAAAUCGUGGUGUGA